CCUCGACCAUUUCAAGGGUUUGUGCUAUCGCAGUUCUCACUCACCUCUCGUCAUCUCAUCCCAUCCACGGCCUCGUAUCUUUUUCCUCUUCUUCCUUACCUCCAUCAAAAUCUGAAUAUCCCGAUGCCUCCACCGACCGAUGAAGAUGAUACGCAGGUCCUCCAUUUCGAUUCCCCUCAUUUAGGCGGGGACGCCGUUUUUAUUGGUGGUGAAACGCUUCCGCUGGAAUAUGGAGAGACACAACGGGUGGAUAGCUGUGGCGAGCAACUUGGGGAGGAGGUUGAAGACUGGGGAAAGACGCAGGUGGUCGAUGAUUUUGAGGAGACUGAGGUAGUAGGGGAUGACGAUGAAGAUGGAGGAGGGCUUUCUGAAAGGACGGAGUUGGUGGAUGAUGAGGAGGGAUUGGUUGAUGAUUUUGUUGGAGAGGUUGAAUCGGGUUUGAGAAGUAAAGAUGCGGGCUUGGUGGAUCCUGAUGCAUCUACUGAUGAAGAGGAGCGCUGUGACGAUGAUGAACCAGAAUGUUCAAGGAAGAACUUUGAUGCUUGUAUUCCAACUGGCAAGAAGUUGGAAUCAUCGAAUCUGGCUGAAGGGAACUUUAAUACGCAUAACCAUGAGAAAACUGAAGAAAGUCCUACUAGAAUGAAGACCAGCUGGAUGGAGACAAUGCCUUCGAGUGCUUCAGCACUGAAUAUUGUUGUCACUAAAAGGGAUGAAUCUGUAUUGGACCGUGAUGCUGAGAACUCAUUCAAAUUCAUAAGGGGCUACAAUAGAGAUAAUUAUCUGUAUCAGGAGGAAGAAACAGAAAUAAGAUCAAAAUUAAAUAAAGAAAAAAUGGCGUCACAAUCUCCACUUAGAUGCAGUGAAACUGCUGCAGGUUUGAGCUAUAUUUCAUCCCAAGAGCCUGGUCUUCAGUCCCAAACCAUUGCAUUAGGUGUUGUGGACAAGUUUCUUUCUGUACAUAAUGAGGAAUUAUCUUCGGACAUUAACAAUGAGAACGCGGACACAGUGAUAUCACUUCCUAUUGCAAGUGUGAAAAAAGCUCAGUGUUUUGUGAGGAAAACUGAUAAAAGUACAACGGGAAAAGUUCAAGUAUAUGACUGGAUUGAUUCCCUUGAGGAUGAAGGUGGCGGUGAAUUAUUUAGCAGAAGAAAAGAUUCCUUCUUUGGCUGCAAACAAAGUAAACGAGUAUCACACAGGCUCGUAGGUUCUGAUAACAAGAGCAGUGCUGAAGGCGCCAAGUCCAAAACAUGUCAGAAACUAGCAUCUUUAUCAAAAUCAAAGAAAUACCUUUUCAGUGAAUUGAUGGAGCAAACAAACACAGAUACAAUGGAGCAAUUAAAGAAAUUUGAUGUUCCCAUAAGUGAUGAAGGUGUUUAUAGCUGCGGUCCUGCCACUCAAAUGGCAGCUGAAGCUAUGCAGGCACUGGGUCAUUCAUCUCCUGUUUCUUUUGAACCGACUACUGUACAAUCAAGGCAUGGAGAGGACACUAGAAGUUCCACGCAAAUUAUAAAAGCUAGCAGAACUCGUUCAAGAAAUGCCUCUGCAAGGAAGAGGAGUAAUAAAUCGGAAGGAAUUAUGACACCCUCAAAACUACAAAACAUCUCGAAAUCAAGAAAAAAAUGCUGCAAUUCUUCUAGAAAACAGUCCACUAAGUCGAGGAAGGAGAUAGUUUUGAAGGAUGGAACAGCUGAAAUAACAGCAAAGAUGAUUAUAAACUGCGAAGAAAUGAUAUCGGCUUACAGUGGAGACUAUGAAAUAAGUACUGGUUGGGAGAGAAUGAAGCAUAUGGUAGAUAAAAAGGUUGAAAAGUCUCCUGUUCCAGUGCUCAGUAAACAGCCUUCAGUUGGUGAAAAACGCACUUUGGGCACUAGUGAGCUUUAUACUUCACCCGUUGCACAUCGUACUAGGCGUUCAAAAGCAGCUGAGCACUUAAGCCUCAAUCAAAUAUUAUUCACUAAUGCUUGCAACGAUACCAGUAGGAUCAAUUUGCGUACCCAUAGACCUGUUGAGAUGGAGGAUGAAUCUGUUUCAAACACAUCAGUAGUACCCAAGGUCAAUAAAAAUGGUUGCAUUAUAAGCUUGAGUGGAACAAUGAACUAUGACCAUGGAUUCAAUGCUCUUCCCGUUGUAGUUGAGGUGGAGAGAGGGCAUAAUGAAGAAACAGUAGCUUCUCGUGACAGAGAUGUUUACAGAGAAUCUAAAAGAAGAAAAAUGAAAAACAUUGACAAAGAGAAUCAAACAAGUGAUAGAAGGCCUGCUAUUCAGAAGAAAGGGCGCAAAGUUUUUAUCAGAAGUUUUGCUGAAAUUUUAGAUACUGUAAAGCGAAGGAAGAGAUCAGUUUCUCUGAGCAGCAAGUUUGAAUCUGAUGGCAUGCAAAAUGAGUCUGGCAUCAGAACAAGGUCAUCAUUGCUUUCAGAUAUUUUGAAGCCUUAUGUUGCAAAUAAUUCACAUUCUAUGGCCCAACUCUCUUGCAAACCGGCUUCUGAUGGAACUGCUAACACAAAUUCACUUUCUUCUGUGAAGCGAAAUGUUAAUAAUGAUAAGCUUGAAACAUCUAAAAAAAGUGCUCAGUCUCGACUACUUGCUGAAGUUGUAAACCAAGAUACAAAACCUGAAGGAUCAACUGUUGCAAUUUGUCAAUCUGGUUUACAAUGUUCACCAAUAACCGGCAAAAAUGCAGUAUCCCCUCUGUCAAGAUCUCCUAUUUCCAGAGAACUUAUUCGGUUAGAAACUUCUUAUACAUCGCCAUCAAAAUUGAAUGAUGUGCGAAGAAGAAAAGAUAUGGCAUGCUUUCAUGUUUGUUUCAGCAAUCAUUUAAACAAGGAUGUGAUUAAGCAGCAGGAAAAGAUAUUGAAAAGAUUAGGAAUUCAGGAAGUCUCCUCCAGUUUAGAAGCAACACAUUUUGUUGCUGAUAGGUUUGUGCGCACAAGAAACAUGCUAGAAGCAAUGGCUAUGGGUAAACCCGUGGUAACACCUAUGUGGCUUGAAAGCUGUGGACAGGCAAGCUCUUCUAUUGAUGAAAAAAACUACAUCUUGAGGGAUAGUAGGAAGGAAAAGGAGAUUGGAUUUAGCAUGCCUGUUUCACUUGCUCGUGCAUGUGAACUUCCACUGCUGCAGGGUAAAAGGGUGUAUGUCACACGAAAUGCAAGACCUAAUCAAGAGCUUAUUUCCAGCUUAGUUAAGGUAGCUGGUGGUCAGGCAUUAAAGAGAAUUGAAUUGUCCAUUACUGAAGAUGAUAAACUGCCUGACAAUCUUCUUAUUCUCUCCGGUGAAGAAGAUUUUGCAGUUUGUGCGCCGCUACUUAAGAAAGGAGCAGUGGUUUUCAGCUCAGAGCUUUUACUCAAUGGCAUUGUUAUCCAGAAGCUGGAAUAUGAAAGACACCAACUUUUCUUGAAUCAAGUUAAGAGGACACACUGAGUAAUAUGGCCUAAUUGUGAAGAUGGAAAGGAGUUUCUCUGUAGCUGGAUCUGCUUCAGCGAAAGGCUAAUGUAACUUAUGAGCUAAUGAUUAAAUAUGGUGCUUCUUUUGUAUAGUGUUUUGUCUCCUUUUGUGUGAGGUGUUUAUAUCUGCGAUUGAAAAAAUAUUUCUUUAUUUUUAUUAUUAUCAUUUAAUAUAUCCUCCGUGCAUAAUUCUUGCACAG
This is a messenger RNA of Phalaenopsis equestris, 3640 nucleotides long. RefSeq lists its product as uncharacterized. Bases 124 to 3417 code for a protein of 1097 amino acids. The transcript is spliced from 8 exons. The record is from RefSeq and is a predicted model, not a curated record. Lineage: Eukaryota; Viridiplantae; Streptophyta; Magnoliopsida; Asparagales; Orchidaceae.